CCACCGCCCCGCCGCCGGGCCCCCCCGCCGGGGCUAGCGCUCGACGGCGGCUCCGAGGGGGCGGGGCGCUGCCAAUGGCUGCUCCCCCUGCUGCUCCCCUGCCCUGCUCGCCCUUUUACCUGAGCAGGCAGACGCCGUGCCCGCAGUGCUCAUGGGGCAUGGAGGAGAAGGCGGUGGCCGGUGUGGGCUGCCGGGAGUCAGCGGGUCCCCCGAGGGCCGUGGCCGUCCAGUACUUCUGCAUAUCAGUGGAUCAGGACGACAUCCUGCCCGGUGCCCUGCGCCUCAUCCAGGAGCUGCGGCCGCACUGGAAACCCGAGCAAGUUCAGACCAAGCGCUUCACCGAUGGCAUGACCAACAAACUGGUGGCCUGUUACGUGGAUGAAGACAUGCAGGACUGCGUGCUUGUCCGGGUAUACGGGGAGCGGACGGAGCUGCUGGUGGAUCGGCAGAAUGAAGUCAGGAGCUUCCAGUUGCUUCAAGAACAUGGCUGUGCCCCCAAACUCUACUGCACCUUUCAGAAUGGGCUGUGCUACGAGUACAUGCCAGGCAUGGCCUUGGGACCCGAGCACAUCGGGGAGCCUCGGCUCUUCAGGUUAAUCGCCUUAGAAAUGGCAAAGAUCCACGCCAUCCAUGCCAACGGCACCCUGCCCAAGCCCACCCUCUGGCACAAGAUGCAUGACUAUCUCACCCUUGUGAAGGAUGAGAUCAACCCCAGCCUGUCUGCAGACAUCCCUAAGGUGGAGGUGCUGGAACAGGAACUGGCCUGGCUGAAGGAGCACCUGUCCCAGUUGGACUCCCCUGUGGUGUUCUGUCACAAUGACCUGCUCUGCAAGAAUAUCAUCUACGACAGCACCAAAGGUCAAGUGCGGUUCAUUGACUAUGAAUAUGCCGACUAUAACUACCAAGCAUUUGACAUCGGCAACCACUUCAAUGAGUUUGCAGGUGUGAAUGAAGUGGAUUACUGUCGGUACCCAUCACGGGAGACUCAGCUGCAAUGGCUGCACUACUACCUGCAGGCGCAGAGGGGUGCGGCUGUGACCCCCAGGGAGGUGGAGAAGCUCUACGUGCAGGUCAACAAGUUUGCCCUGGCUUCUCACUUCCUCUGGGCGCUCUGGGCCCUCAUCCAGAACCAGUACUCCACCAUCGACUUUGAUUUCCUCAGGUACGCCGUGAUCCGAUUCAACCAGUACUUCAAGGUGAAGCCUCAAGUGAUGGCCUUGGAGAUGCCAAAGUGA
Molecule: messenger RNA, 1235 nt
Organism: Elephantulus edwardii (Cape elephant shrew)
Lineage: Eukaryota; Metazoa; Chordata; Mammalia; Macroscelidea; Macroscelididae
Gene: ETNK2
Product: ethanolamine kinase 2
Exons: 8
Coding region: 75-1235 (386 amino acids)
Biological process (GO): phosphatidylethanolamine biosynthetic process
Cellular component (GO): cytoplasm
Molecular function (GO): ethanolamine kinase activity
Source: RefSeq, a predicted model, not a curated record